ACACGUCUGGCUGACAGCUAGUUCCGGGUCAUGUGAUCACCGGAGAACGCGUCCUCUCCGCCACGUUCCUGUGCUGUGCCUGGGAUAGCAGGGAGCCGUAAAGCAUGUCGCUUCUCCAAGCUACUGAAGUGCCCUCCUCCGCUCCGGUGUUUCGGGAGAUCAGCGCCGACGAUGAGGAGCAGCAGCCGAUGGAGAUCGAGUCCCUGUGCAUGAACUGCUACCAGAAUGGUAUGACAAGACUUCUGCUCACCAAAGUGCCUUUCUUCAAGGAGAUCAUCGUCAGCUCGUUCACAUGCGAUGCUUGUGAUUGGACCAACACGGAGAUCCAGUCCGCCGGCCGCAUCCAGGACCAAGGGGUCCGAUACUCCCUGAGCGUCAGAAACAAAAGGGAUGUGAAUCGCGAGGUGGUAAAAACCGACUUUGCCUCCACACAUAUCCCAGAGAUUGAUUUUGAGAUUCCUGCCUGUACCCAGAAAGGAGCGCUCACGACCAUUGAAGGCAUCUUAGAAAGGACCAUUGCAGGAUUGCAGCAGGAGCAGCCUCUCCGGCGGGCUGAGAACGCACAAGUUGCGAAAAAGAUUGAGGAGUUCAUCUCCAAACUUCAGAGCCUUAAGAAUGGGGAGACUCCCUUCACAAUUAUCAUAGAUGACCCCUCUGGGAACAGUUUUGUAGAAAAUCCAUUUGUCCCCCAGAAAGAUGACGCCCUUACAGUUACACACUACAGGAGGAGCGGAGAGCAGAACUCCUUACUAGGAAUAGAGAGCUUGGAUGGCCAGAAGGAUGGUGAGGAGAAGCCAGAAGAUCUGAAGGAUGAGGUUCUUCAGUUCCAAACGAACUGUCCUGAGUGCAAUGCUCCUGCGGCAACCAAUAUGAAAUUAGUGCAAAUCCCUCACUUCAAAGACGUCAUUAUCAUGGCCACGAACUGCGAUGCCUGCGGCCACAGGACCAAUGAGGUCAAAUCUGGAGGCGCUAUUGAAGCUCUUGGUACUAAAAUAACACUCCACAUAACAGAUCCGUCUGAUCUUACCAGAGAUCUCCUCAAGUCCGAGACCUGCAAUGUAAGCGUUCCGGAGCUGGAGUUUGAGUUGGGGAUGGGAGCGCUGGGAGGGAAGUUUACCACUGUGGAGGGACUCUUGAAGGACAUCAGAGAACUGGUGGUUGACAAAAAUCCCUUCACUCUUGGUGACAGCUCUAUGUCCGACAGGAAGGGGAAACUGCAGGAAUUUGGCAAAAAAAUUGACCAGAUCAUAGAGGGACAGAUGAAGGCUCAUUUUGUUCUGGACGAUCCAGCAGGGAACAGCUAUCUCCAGAAUGUUUAUGCACCAGAGGAGGAUCCCGAAAUGAAGGUGGAGAAGUACGAGCGAUCGUAUGAACAGAAUGAGGACCUGGGACUCAAUGACAUGAAAACGGAGGGUUAUGAAGAACAGACGUCGGCUAGCUGUUAGCAGUCUGAUCCCAGCUUCGCUCAAUGGCGGGGAAAAAGCAAAAGGUCAUUGAUACUUCCUAUGGCAAAGGUCCAACAACUAACUCUCCUGGUGCUGGAUGUGAGGAGGAACAGCAUGAAUCUGAGAGCUAUUGGCGACCAUUGUAUAGUAUUAUCCUGUGCAUCCACUAGAGCGUUCCCAGGAUGAGGGCACCAUUUUUUUUCGGAGCUUUUUCAUCUCCUUUUUUUUUUUUAACUUUAGAUGGAAAUCGUGGACUUGAAAUCUAAGAUACCCAGGAUGCUGGGAGAGGUUCGGUUUGCAGAAUACCAGUAUUUUAAGUUAAAGGGGUUCUCCGGGCUUUUAAUAUUGAUGACCUAUCCUCAGGAUAGGUCAUCAAUAUCAGAUUGGCGGCGGUCCGACACCC
Messenger RNA from Bufo bufo (common toad), 1848 nucleotides. It is a transcript of the gene ZPR1, whose product is annotated as ZPR1 zinc finger. The record is from RefSeq and is a predicted model, not a curated record. Gene Ontology annotation, cellular component: cytoplasm; nucleus. Gene Ontology annotation, molecular function: zinc ion binding. The coding region runs from base 105 to 1445 and encodes 446 amino acids. Lineage: Eukaryota; Metazoa; Chordata; Amphibia; Anura; Bufonidae. The transcript is spliced from 14 exons.